GGAGACACGUUGGCUCUGGUCUCUCAGUAUCACCGAGGCCCGGGACCGGGAGGCUGCGCGUCGCAUUACACCGAGACGAGAGGACACCUCGGCCCCUUCUUCCACAGUUACAGGGUGCCCUGACAUGGAAACAGAGAUGAUUCCCAAAUUUUCGUCAAAGGAUGAGGAGGUUGACUACUGGAAGUCUCAGGCCCUCAAAUAUAAGAAAAGUUGCCAUGAGGCCCAGGAGGAGCUGCAGGAGUUCCAGGAGGGGAGUCGGGAGCUGGAGGCUGAGCUGGAGGCGCAGCUCGGCCAGGCCGAACACCGACUCCGAGACCUGCAGACCGAAAACGAGAGGCUGAAGAACGAAGUGGCCAACCUCAAAGAGAAGCUCGAGCAGCAGUACGCCCAGAGUUAUAAACAGAUUUCGAUGCUGGAGGACGACCUGGGCCAGACGCGCAGCAUCAAGGAGCAGCUCCACAAAUACGUCCGCGAGCUGGAACAGGCCAACGACGACCUGGAGAGAGCCAAAAGAGCCACAAUAGUGUCUCUGGAAGACUUUGAGGGCCGUUUAAACCAGGCCAUCGAGAGAAACGCUUUCCUGGAGAGCGAGCUAGAUGAGAAGGAGUCUCUGCUCGUGUCUGUGCAGCGGCUGAAAGAUGAAGCACGAGACCUGAGGCAGGAGUUGGCAGUCCGGGAACGGACGACCGACAGGAUGUCUGCUCCCAGCUCGCCCACCUUGGACAUUGACAAGAUGGACUCUGCCGUCCAGGCCUCUUUAUCUCUCCCCGCAACCCCCGUAGGGAAGAGCAUCGAGCAUGCUUUCAUCAGCUCGAAAGCUUUGACCAAUGGCUGUGGGAACUCGUCCCUCACACCUUCGGCUAGAAUCUCAGCUCUCAACAUUGUUGGUGACCUGCUGCGAAAAGUCGGGGCUUUGGAAUCCAAACUCGCCGCCUGCAGGAACUUUGCCAAAGAUCAGGCAGCGAGGAAAAAUUACUCCACAGACAACGGCGCACUCAUCAACAGCAACGCCACCAAGUUCUCCCACCCCAUACACACCACUUACUUCGACAAAACCACCGUUAACGGACUGGACCCCAGCUGUCUGACCUCCAAGACGACGUCCAGAACCGUGUCGCCGCCGGGCAUGCUGCCUCUGAGCGUGUGAGGGAUCCGCCCGCCACGCUAACGUCUGCCGGGACGCCGACUCGCCGAACACAGUGUGGGAACAAAGAGGACACUCGUGAGUGCACGAGGGAGUUAGACAGAACGAGCGGUGUGUGUGUGUGUGUGUGUGUUUGCGUGCGCGCUUGGCCGUUUGGAGUGUGUGUUUUGGAGCGGUGAAGGCUCAGGCUGGCCUGGAGUGUACAGCUCGGUGUCAGUGCACAGCUCUGCAGGUUGACGGUCCCGCCUCACACUAGCGCAUGAGCCUGAAGCUGCCCCGUCCUCCGCCUGUACGAACGUCGCGGCGCCGCGCCGCUCUCCAGUCGUCACCUCUCCGAGUGGCACAGCUACUAGGAUUCCUCUGUAAACUGCUCCCCCUGACAAAAGGUCCGCAGCGGACCACAGCUUCUUGUCCCUCCGUCUGCCUCUCCUUGCGUGUCGACUCUAUAAUUGCACAAUUGAAACGAGUUUUUUUUUUUUUCUUAGAAUGUAUUAUAUUUAAAAAAGGGAUAUGUUCCUACUUGGUAAUUUAUAUUUCACAGUAUGCUUUAAAUUGCUGUUUUCCUGCACGGGUGCAUAUGUGAGGAGUGUUUGGAGGAGUCUGUGUGACCGAAGUGAAUGUCUGUCUGACGCCACGUCGCCGCCGUUCCGUCGUCCCUCUCUUCACCGGCUGGAAUCCUCCAGGAAUUAUCAGCCGACUGUCUUUUCUUAGCGAAAGCUGCACAUAAACUCACUGCUCCUCUUUCAUUUGUGCAGCAGUUCAGAAUAUACCUCAGUGGGAUAUCCACUGUCAUUUUCACCAUAACAUUUCGCCUUUAUGUAAAUGUUAUGUUGUUUUUGCCUUUUUACAUGUGUAUUUAUCUCAUUGUGACACGCUGUUGAUUAUUUAUAUGAAAUAUGUAUAUGAGAUGAUUUUGGUUUCAGAAACAUCCCCAUCCUCACACAAGAGGGCAACAUGUCGAGACUUGACCCCUGAUGUCUGAGUUUAUUUUGCGUUGUGGCCUUUGUGUUGUGCUCCACCGUCACUGUUUGUUUAAUGCGUUGCUAAUUUGGAAUGACUGAUCUUUAACAGGUUUGAUAUUCAUUCAACAGCUAGUAUUAGUUAUUAUUUCAUGAUAUGCGAUGUCACUUUGGGCACAGUAGAAGCCUGUUACUGAAAUGUUUUUUCUACAGUCCGUGUAUAUAGAAGUGUAAUUUUGCCUACCAAAUUGUACAUACUGACAUUUGGCAUUACGGUCUAUUUAUUUCAGAUUCUGUAUGGCAUGUGAUCAGAGUUCUACUGUCAUACAGUGGUUAAAGCCAUUGUGUUAAGAUUUAAGAUUGUUUGUCAGAGCUGUUUAAAUAAAGAUUGAGAUGAUAAAUGUG
Molecule: messenger RNA, 2508 nt
Organism: Salarias fasciatus (jewelled blenny)
Lineage: Eukaryota; Metazoa; Chordata; Actinopteri; Blenniiformes; Blenniidae
Gene: ndel1b
Product: nudE neurodevelopment protein 1-like 1b
Exons: 9
Coding region: 125-1147 (340 amino acids)
Biological process (GO): chromosome segregation; centrosome localization; regulation of neuron projection development
Cellular component (GO): kinesin complex; kinetochore; centrosome
Molecular function (GO): microtubule binding
Source: RefSeq, a predicted model, not a curated record